UGGCCCAGCCUACCCUCCCCAGGUUGAAAACCAGCACAGAUUUGUGCCCAGUGGAUUUCGGUGAUGUUUUUGGUAUAGAGAAAAGCAGAAUUCCUAGGACAGUGUGGGGAAGUGCAAGGUCAGAAGGAAAAGACUCACAAAAGUGAGGUUUUAAAGACUAGAGAAGUAUUUGUUCUCUCUGAGCAUCUGUGGAUGUUUGCUUAUAUGCUAAGGGUCUUAAUCAGCAGCACUGUCUUUCAGUUUUGUUUUUAAAGUGAAAGCACUCCUGAAAUAAAUAGAACUAUAAGGGGUGGAGAGAAGAGGGACAAAGUCCAGAAUUACUCAGUGGUGUCUGUGUGCUCCCUAUUGGAGGACCUGAGACAUGCUCAUCUCAGAAGGAUGGGGACUCUUGGUUCCCUGGCCAGUUUCUCCCAACACAGUGGGGACUGGUCCUAUCAUGGGAGGACAGCAGAUGGUGCCAGAGACAGAUACCAAUCUGUGGACUCUUCAGGAGAGGGAAUAGGUUUUUGGCAUGCAGGACAAAGGUAGAUAACUGGACAAAGGCCCAGGUGGUGCCCAGGUAUUGCCCCUGUCUGGGCCACUGCUCCCACACUCAGGAGCCAGACCUUGUGGGUGAGGACACACUGUCCCUUUUGCUCAGUUAAUAACUUCCUCCCAGCCAGGAUCCUGCCCCAAGCAGGAAUAUAGGUCUGUACCUACAGCAGCUCCUGCUCAGACUGCCGUCAAAACCACCCUGCAGCUGAGGAUCAAGGAGCAUGGCCACAGGAAGGUGGGGUUUCAGGGCAUCCCUCAUGAACUGCCCCUCUCCUCAGAAUUCCAUAAUGAAGGCCCAUAUGCUUGUGGGUAUGCUGGUCAUUGUGGGCUUCGCAGUAGGAAAGGUUCCUGUUCCUGAAGUCCGGACCUGCCACUUCUGCCUCUUAGAAGACCCUUCUGUAGGAUGCAUUUCAGGCUCAGAGAAGUGUACCAUCAGCAGCUCAUCCCCAUGCAUGGUGAUCUCCAUCUUUUAUGAUAUCAAGGUUCGCUUCAACAUUCGAGGCUGUGGACAAUACAAUUCCUACCGCUGCCAAGAAAAACGCAACACCUACUUCUCGAAGUACUGGUAUCAGGCCCAGUGCUGCCAGUAUGAUUACUGCAACUCCUGGUCCAGCCCCCAGCUCCAGAGCUCCCUGUCUGAGCUGCCUCAUAGGACCUUGCCCCUGCCUCUGUCUGACUCCCAGAUUCAGUGGUUCUACCAGGCCCUGAACCUCUCACUGCCCCUACCCACCUUCCAUGCUGGGAAGGAUCCUGAAGGCCUGGACUCCAUGGCCGCCCUUCCCCUGAAACUGGGCUUGUCCAUUGCUGACCUGCGCCGCAUGUACUUAUUCCUCAAUAGUUCCGGACUUUUAAUUCUUCCCUGGGCUGUACCCUGACACCUUACCUUUCCCAGAUUCCACCCUGUUCUACCAUCCUGCACUGCCCUCUCUGAGAACACACACGUUCUCUGGUCACUAUGAUUUCUUAGGUCUCCCUUUGUGCCUUCAGUGUCUAUAUGGCUUUGGUUUAAUUUCCUCUCCUGAAUCCCAAUGCUGCUCUUCCUUCCUUCUAGAAAAGAAUCUCAAGUGUGGAUUCUGCCCCUGGCUAACCUGGGAAAGGCACAAUGGUUUCCUUCAUGCCUUUCCCAUCGUCUUAGCAUUCCAUCAUCU
Molecule: messenger RNA, 1682 nt
Organism: Galeopterus variegatus (Sunda flying lemur)
Lineage: Eukaryota; Metazoa; Chordata; Mammalia; Dermoptera; Cynocephalidae
Gene: LY6G5B
Product: lymphocyte antigen 6 complex, locus G5B
Exons: 3
Coding region: 756-1409 (217 amino acids)
Cellular component (GO): external side of plasma membrane
Source: RefSeq, a predicted model, not a curated record